Daldinia decipiens is the source of this 2038-nucleotide messenger RNA. RefSeq lists its product as uncharacterized. Bases 562 to 1953 code for a protein of 463 amino acids. NCBI's taxonomy places the organism in Eukaryota, Fungi, Ascomycota, Sordariomycetes, Xylariales, Hypoxylaceae. The transcript has 5 exons. The record is from RefSeq and is a predicted model, not a curated record.
ACGUCAUCAAGCUUAGGUACCUAGGUAUUUACCUACAUGUAUUUACCUCCAUAUAAGACUUAAGUAACCUAGGAACAUCUUCUACAAUACACACAUCUUAUAAAUACCAUUCGACCAUCAGCAUCCGCUUUGAAUUCUAGACUUAGACUCUUAAUCAAACAGCACUUGUUCAACUUCACAGUCCCAUAGUAUCAUAUUCUCAUCAUGUCUUCAAGAAUAUUCCCCUGCGAUGGAUUGUUUUGCCACCAGCCCGCCCUUUUCGCUUGCUAUUCCUGCCACCUAGUACAAUACUGCUCAUAUGAAUGCCGAAACAACGAUGUUGCGCACCAGAAUGUCUGCAGAUCCCCGUACAGAAGCCUAAACUGGCGUCCUACGUGGUAUCGAGAAAACAGACUACCCAUGUUCUUCAACCAAAGUCCUCCGCACCUAAAUUCGUCUGGAAGACAACCUUAGGGAAGGUCUAUCGCACUAGAUAUACUCCAGCUGGGAUUUAACGAGGGACGAGACUUCCAGGAAGACUUGAAUUUACUAUUCAUUGGUUGUGGGGACCUCAGAAACGUUAUGAUGACUGUGAACGGCAUCCCAGAGGAUUAUCCGAAGAAAGUCAAAAUCGUAAUCAGUAACAAGGAUUUCAAUGUCGUUGCCCGCGCCUACAUAAUUCUUACCUAUCUUCUCUGUCACGACGAUGUGCUCCUGGCGACGGAGAACACCAUACAUUUAUGGUACUCUGCCUUCAUACCAGAAUCGUUACACAGUUGGAUUCGCGGCCCGCUAUAUGAGUAUAUUCUCAUCGAGUCUUACAAAUUUCGAGAUCAGCAUGGAUUCGAACCAAAUACUAUAGAGAGGUUCUUCUCGGAUGAAAUAACUGACGCGUGUUCAACAAGGAUGACUAGAGAAUUAGCGGGCAUUUCUGCAUCUAUCAACCUCAAAUUAGCUUAUACAGACUGGCCUUAUCUAGCAAGGUACCUAGAAAGGGAUUUAUUGCGGGAAGAGGCCAUAUCUGCUCGGAACGCCGUAGUCGCCUGUGAAAGCAGACUAGAUAACAGAGAACGUUAUUUAUUUAGACAGCCGUAUGCCGAGCGUCCUUGCUAUAUCAGGUUCAUGGAGGAAGGGAUUUUACUACCCAUGGGUCGGCCUUCGCACGACAUAGUCAAGCCUAACGUCACCCUUUUCGACUUCUCUAGCGGCGUGGGUACAUGGCUUCUUGACGACACAAGAGGGCCAGAGCGUAGGUGGUCUCGGUCCGAGUUCAAGAAGACUUUUCCUGGCUUUGCAAAAAACGAUAUAUACGGCAAGCUUUUCUAUUACUUGCAGGGCAUUAUCACUACUUUCCACACCCGAAUGCGCACGCUUGAUAUCGAGUUCAGCAUAGAGCACAAUUCCCUCAGCAGUUUGAAUAGGUGCAAAUUCGAUCGCAUCUUGCUUCCCGAAGAAGAAACGCAUUCAUAUAUCGUACCCACAGGUCUCAAGAGGUGGCCCGGCGACUUUCUCAACCCUCAUAAUCUCAAGUCAACUAUCAUAACGCCUUGCAGGAUAUGUCCAACUCCGGGUAGAAAAAUGAACACUAACGAUAAUAGACAUGAGCUUGUGGAUCUAUUACCUAGAUACUUUGAAAUUCCCCCUUGGAAAUCUCCUCAAUUCCCGAUUUUUGAUACGUUGGACCCUAUAAAGCUCCAGCUCCUCGAAUUCGCCGUUCCUGUAGGAUAUAUCGAAAGCUUGUUUAGAAUAGACAAUUGCGACGAUUACUUCAAGGGGACGUGGGAGAGAAGUGACGUUUUCAGAAAAGAGGAAAAUACUAUCGUUGAGCCGUGGCCUUACUUUCCGGGGGAAAAACCCACUCUGUGGACAGCAUCUACCCCCGAACUGGAUCAAGACAUAGUAUUCGAGGAUAGAUAUCCUGCGGUGUGGUAUAUUGAGUGGGAUCUUUGUUACCGUUACAGAACACCCCCUUAGUGUAUCUUUAUUUAUGCGGCCUACUAAAUCAGUAGAGAAAUAACCGUUUAAAAUUAACACCUCGCUCUCUGCACUUCAUCAUCAA